Pygocentrus nattereri (red-bellied piranha) is the source of this 1499-nucleotide messenger RNA. Its product is annotated as asialoglycoprotein receptor 1-like. The record is from RefSeq and is a predicted model, not a curated record. NCBI's taxonomy places the organism in Eukaryota, Metazoa, Chordata, Actinopteri, Characiformes, Serrasalmidae. Gene Ontology annotation, molecular function: signaling receptor activity. The transcript is spliced from 14 exons. Bases 44 to 1408 code for a protein of 454 amino acids.
CUGCUGCGCUUUCUCCUCAUCCAGCAGAUACAGAGCUGAGAAGAUGAGCCACAGUCCACAGUUCCAGCGCUUGAUGGAUGAAGGUACUAAGGGGUUCAGCAUGAUGGACAUGGACACAGGGCACAGCGCGUCACGGAAAGAUCGUGUCCACGGCAAGCUCAGUUUCAUCCUUCUGGCAUGCGGAGUGCUCGUCAUCUCUGUCCUGUUUGUUAUGAUUUUUGUCAUAUUUGACUUUCAGGAGAGGAAGUUUGCGGAGUUGGAGCGUUCCGUAAUGAGCCACAAUUCCUCACUCAACACCAUUCAUUCUGAACUGAAAGGCAAACUGCCGGACACAGGACCCCAAAUGAAGAUGCUGUCCGACGUUCAGACUUCGGUGAACAACCUGGGCUCCUUACUCGGCUCCCUUUCUUCCAAACAGCAGGACGGAGCUGGUCAGCAGGACGGUCAGUGCAGAGAGCUGAAGGGCGUCCUGGAACAUCUAAAUACCUCUUUGACGGAGCUGACAGCCAAACUACAGGAUACUGUCACGCGGCAGGAUGUGAAGCUGACUGAAAUUGGGGAUUCUCUGACUGCUGUGAAUUCAUUACUGGCUUCGUUAGAAUCAGAGCAGCAGAAACGAGCGCAGGACUCUGAUCAGAGGGUGAUGGCAGCUCUGAGUGAAAUAAAGGCUAAAGUAGAGAGCAGCAGUAAAGCAGCAGAAGAAUCUAAGAAUGGGACGUUGACUGAGGUGGUGAAACUGUCUUCUUCUGUAGAGUCUCUGUCCUCUAAGCUGCAGAGCACAGAUCAGAAAGUGAUGGCUACUCUGAGUAAUAUGAAGACCAAACUGGAGAGCAGCGGUAAAAUAGCAGUUUUUGCCCAAGAGUCUCAGAACAGGACGUUGGCUGAGGUGGUGAAACUGUCUUCUUCUGUAGAGUCUCUGUCCUCUAAGCUACAGAGCACAGAUCAGAAAGUGAUGGCUGCUCUGAGUGAAAUGAAGGCUAAACUGGAGAGCUGCAGUAAAACAGCAGAAGGAGGAUCGACCUGUAAGCCUGGAUGGACUCCUCAGGGCUGCAAGUGUUACUUUUUCUCUACUGACAAACUGAACUGGCACCAGGCACGAGAUUACUGCAGGUCCCAGAGUGCCUCAUUGCUCAAACUGGAAACCAAAGAUGAAUGGGUGUUUGUAACUGCCAGGACUACGUUGCAACACUACUGGGUUGGUCUCACAGAUGAAGACACAGGGCAGUGGAGAUGGACCGAUGGAACGCCUUACGUCAUGAAUAAAGAUGACUGGGAAGUCGGGCAGCCGGACGACUGGAAGAAUCAUGGUCUGGGAGAGGAGGGAGAAGACUGUGGGCAUCUAAAGGCGGCUGGGAAGUUUAACGACGCCCACUGCUCUAAUUCAAUGAAGUACAUCUGCAAGGCGUAGAUCACACUGCAUCAACUGACUGAUGCUGGAUGUUCAGGACCGAAAUCCAUGUUAGCAAAAAAAUAAAAGUACUUUCAUUAACAAAACUAAA